GGCGUUCACCAUAGGCGAGAAGAAGAUAAAAUAUAGAGAGGCUCUCCAAAAUCUUUUAUUGACCUAAUUACCUGUUUUAUAGAGAUAAAUAUUACUAUUAUUUAUUAUUACUCCGUCCGUUUCAAUUUAUGUGAACCCAUUUGAUUGGACACGAAAUUUAAGGAAAGAGAGAAACUUUUUAAAUUUGUGGCAUAAAAUGAGUCAAAUAUAUUUUGUGUGACUCAUAAAAGUAAAUUGUUUCCGAAUAAGUCAUUAUUUUUGGUACGGACCAAAUUAUUCUGUCGUUUUCUCCCGCUCACAAUACAAUUUAUCAAGUUCUUUCUCUAUUCAGAUCUCCUUCUUUCCCUUCGUAUCGGUGAACCAUGUCGUACGCCUAUCUCUUCAAAUAUAUUAUCAUCGGUGAUACCGGAGUUGGAAAAUCAUGUCUUCUUUUGCAAUUUACGGACAAACGGUUUCAACCUGUCCAUGACCUGACGAUUGGGGUUGAAUUCGGGGCUCGAAUGAUCACAAUAGACAACAAACCAAUUAAACUACAGAUCUGGGACACGGCUGGUCAAGAAUCAUUCAGAUCCAUCACAAGGUCAUAUUACAGAGGUGCUGCUGGGGCAUUACUUGUUUAUGAUAUUACAAGGAGGGAAACAUUUAAUCACCUUGCUAGUUGGUUAGAAGAUGCAAGGCAGCAUGCAAAUGCAAACAUGACCAUAAUGCUGAUAGGAAACAAGUGUGAUCUGGCUCAUAGAAGGGCUGUAAGCACAGAAGAAGGUGAGCAGUUUGCCAAGGAACAUGGCUUGAUAUUUAUGGAGGCCUCUGCUAAAACAGCUCAGAAUGUUGAAGAGGCUUUUAUCAAAACAGCUUCAACAAUCUACAAGAAAAUACAGGAUGGUGUGUUUGAUGUCUCAAAUGAGUCCAAUGGAAUAAAAUUUGGAUAUGGAGGCCUUCCCGGUCCAUCAGGUGGAAGAGAUGGAGCUGCUUCUCAAGGAGGGGGUUGUUGCAGUUGAAAGUUGAAAAUUAUUCUUCAAACUUGAUACAUGUGGUCAUCGUCUAUAUGCCAUCUUCACCGGUCCCUUUAUCUUAUCUUUCAGAGGUUUCGUCGAUUUGUUAUAGUGAUGUUAUCUGUGCAAAAAAUAAGCAAAUUCAGUAAA
This is a messenger RNA of Nicotiana tabacum (common tobacco), 1142 nucleotides long. RefSeq names its product ras-related protein RABB1c-like. Gene Ontology annotation, molecular function: GTPase activity; GTP binding. The record is from RefSeq and is a predicted model, not a curated record. Lineage: Eukaryota; Viridiplantae; Streptophyta; Magnoliopsida; Solanales; Solanaceae.